UGACAUUUGAGAUAGUAAGUUAGAAUGACACAACUCUCUGAGUUAGGUUCUACGACUCUGCUUAAACUGCGACAUCUAAUCAUCAAUGGCUAAAUCUCUUUCUCUGCUCUUUCUUCGCCCAAAAUCCAUGGCUUUCUCAACAUCAACGACCUUGAAAUCUGCUCUCUCUCCCUCCCCUUUUUCCUCACAACCCACUUCUCUAAAAAAAUUCGUCUUCUCACAUUCACUGAGGUUCUUCUCCUCCCCUUCCACUCCUUACCCUCUUCAGUACGACAUGAUUAUCAACCGCCCAACUCCGUCCCCACCUGCCCAAACUCGUCGGAAACCCACCCGGCUUAGUAAAUCUGGGGCCAAUAUUUCACCUGAGCCGGACUCACCCAAAAAUCCUGGUUCAGAGAUGGGUCUUGAUUCGUGGGUCGAGCAGAAGCUAUCUGGGGAUGGAGAUAACGUAGAUAUGGAUAAGUCUAGGAGAAAGUAUUACAACAAGAGGAGAAAAAGAAUGUAUGGGUCAGAUUCUGAUGAGGAUGGUGGAAAGAAUGAAGAGGGCUUUGUAGAAUUGAUUCCUGAGGUUGUGCAGUUUCGUAGUUUGCAUAAGAGAGAGGAGGAGUUGUAUUUCUAUGAUGCAUUUGCUUAUCCAUGGGAAAAAGAUAAGCAUUACAAGAUGGUUUAUCAGUUGGAGAAGAAGUAUUUCCCUGAUCAAUGCUUCGAUAAGGCAUUCAUUGAUCCUAAAGAUUCUAAUGUGAAUUCAAAUGAGAAAACAAAAAGGAGUAGGAGUGGUAAGAUGGCAGAGAAGAGAGAUAAUGGAGUUGUACACAAACAAGAUGAUGGAAGGUUGGUGUUCUUCGACGAGAAGAAGGAUGAGAAAGAGACAAAUUCAGCCAAGGAGACUAAUAAGGAUAUCACAGAGAGGAAAGUAGAGGAGUUCUUCAAGUGUUUGAAGAAAGUCCCAAGUAAGGAUAAUGAAAUUGACAAUAGAGAACCGUACCUUGUCACGAGAAGUACCCAGCUUCCACCUACGUGGGAUGGUCCUCAUGGAACUGUGGUUUUGGUGAAUAAGCCUAAAGGAUGGACUUCAUUUACAGUUUGUGGAAAGCUGCGUCGCCUAGUGAAAGUGAAAAAGGUGGGGCACGCUGGAACACUUGAUCCCAUGGCAACUGGAUUAUUGAUUGUUUGUGUUGGCAAAGCCACUAAGUUGGUAGAUAGAUACCAAGGUAUGGUUAAGGGUUAUAGCGGAGUUUUCCGUUUAGGGGAGGCAACUUCAACUUGGGAUGCUGAUUCACCGGUUAUCCAGCGUGAGCCUUGGGAGCACAUCAAAGAUGUGGACAUAAGGAAAGCUGCUGCUUCUUUUUGUGGGGAAAUAUGGCAAGUUCCUCCAAUGUUCUCUGCCAUCAAAGUUGGAGGUGAAAAGAUGUAUGAGAAAGCUAGAAGAGGAGAAAACAUCGAGCUUUCUCCCAGAAGAAUUUCAAUUUUUCAGUUCGAAAUAGAAAGAAGUUUGGAAGACAGACAAAAUUUGAUUUUCCGAGUUGUGUGCUCUAAAGGAACAUAUAUCCGAUCACUAUGUGCAGAUUUUGGGAAGGCUCUUGGCAGUUGUGCUCAUUUAAUUGCCCUUCGAAGAGAUUCAAUUGGAGAAUACUUGGCAGAUGAUGCUUGGGAGUUCAAAGAGCUGGAAGAGGCAGUAACAAAAAAUUAUUUCUAACUGGUUGCGGCAAUGGGUUGCUCCUCAAAAUUUUGGAGCCACAGAUCCAUUAGUUUAUCAACCAAGUUUGCUCGAGGCUACAGCAAGUCUUCCAUUACACAUAAAAUACAACCUCCACAAGGUUCAAGAGCACAUGUAACAUAGUUUCCUGAACAAAGACACUUCAAAGGCCGGUAAUCAAAAUUUCAAAAUUCACUGGUCACCAGUUCAAUGAAAAUGAACUGAUGAAUGUGAAAUAAGGAUAUAUGCUUUUACCAAACUAGCCACGAAUCCAUUAUCAUCGUGGAAACUACAUAAAUAUAGAUGAGAGUUCUACUAGUAGGUUAGAUGUGGUUAUUUAUAAAAAUGUGUAUGUAGUGGCAUCAUCCCCAUCCCUCUAACGAGUUGUUGAAUUGGGAGGAUCAAUUUCCAUUGCCACAUAAUAGGCUUUCUCUGCAUUUGUCAUUCUUUCUUGAAACAUUGUCCAUUCUCUUUGACAUCUCUCCCUCACCUGAGAAACAUCAGACCUUUAGACUCUUCUCAUUGACAGUGAACAUGCACAUUCAUCAUCGUACUACUAUGCCAGAGAGAGAGAGAGAGAGAGAG
Molecule: messenger RNA, 2281 nt
Organism: Manihot esculenta (cassava)
Lineage: Eukaryota; Viridiplantae; Streptophyta; Magnoliopsida; Malpighiales; Euphorbiaceae
Exons: 10
Coding region: 86-1696 (536 amino acids)
Biological process (GO): tRNA modification; mRNA pseudouridine synthesis
Cellular component (GO): mitochondrion
Molecular function (GO): pseudouridine synthase activity; RNA binding
Source: RefSeq, a predicted model, not a curated record